Neocloeon triangulifer is the source of this 1373-nucleotide messenger RNA. Its product is annotated as zinc finger protein-like 1. NCBI's taxonomy places the organism in Eukaryota, Metazoa, Arthropoda, Insecta, Ephemeroptera, Baetidae. Gene Ontology annotation, cellular component: Golgi apparatus. The record is from RefSeq and is a predicted model, not a curated record. Bases 168 to 1118 code for a protein of 316 amino acids. The transcript has 6 exons.
AAUGACUCCAUUUCGCAUUUGAGAACGCUAGGCAGGGCUCAGCAGAUGAUGGUGACGUGAGCCGGAAUAUUUGUCAAAAUAUUUUCCGAAAACGGAUUUCUGGACGUUUGCAGCUAGUUUAAGGAUUCGUUUUGAAAUUUUUGCUAUUUCAAACCGUGAGAAGCGAGAUGGGUCUCUGCAAGUGCCCGAAAAAACGCGUGACGAACCAGUUCUGCUUUGACCACCGUGUCAAUGUUUGCGAACACUGCAUGGUGACAAAUCACCCAAAGUGCAUAGUGCAGUCAUACCUGCAAUGGCUCCAGGACAGCGACUACAAUCCGGCCUGCGAACUCUGCUCUCGAGAACUGGAGUUGGAGGACUGUGUGAGGCUUGUGUGUUAUCAUGUCUACCACUGGGCCUGCCUUGAUCAAUAUGCCAGGCAACUCCCAGCAACCACAGCGCCUGCUGGCUACUGCUGCCCUUCUUGUAAAAAAUGCCUUUUCCCUGCCAGCAACCUUGUGUCUCCAGUCGGAGACGCUCUGAGGGAAGUUUUGGCCGGAGUCAAUUGGGCGAGGGCUGGUCUUGAUCUACCCUUGUUGAGUGAAGACAAGGAGCAGAAACCUGCUGGCGAGCGCCGAGUGCUGAUAAAUGAAACUCCCGUAGUGGUAAAUCAUAUAAAUGGAGAAGCUCAGUCCGUUUCUGCUCAGGGCAGAGCAAGCACUCCCAAAAGGCCAACAGCCACUGUUUCGAGCAACGUCCACUCUGUAGUCCACAUGGACAGCACAACAGACUCUCCUACACCAUUUAGUAGGAGUGAUAGCUCAAGUCAGCCAGGAAGGAAAGUCUUUCAAGCAGUGGACGAAAUUCGAUCGGUUCCAUUUGAUCACGACGAGGACAAAUACAAAAGGCGAUCUGCAAUUGAGUGGCUACUAAGGUGGUGGAAAUCAACUACUCGUCCCACUAGCAAUCGGAGAAUUGUGGGUGGAAUCUAUCGUCGUUAUGUUAUGCUGGCUGUUCUAUUCUUCAUUGGGUUCUUGACCGUGAUUGUCAUUUUCUCUUGGCUGGGUCGCAUGGCCACUGAAAAUGACCCAAACUUGGACAUCAAUCAAAACCCAAUGUUGCACGUGAAAAGAUCGUGAGACUGCAUCCUAUCCCUGGGACUGCGAGAGGCUUUCCUGUUUGGCACUUUAAGUAAUCUAAUAUUUUACCUGAUUUAGUUUAUUUUUUUGUGACGCAUUCCGAGUUCCCACGACUUCCAAUAAUUAGAGUAUUUGGCUCUACCUCUUAAUUUAUUUUGGAGAUGCAAAAAAAAAGCAAGUUCUGGAUUUUAUGAUUUAUUGCAUGUUUUAAAUGUUUAUAAAGUUGGACUACAUUAAAGCACUCAUAAACUAAAA